UUUCCCUCGAGAGUUUUCCCUCUCCCACUCUCCUCCGCCGCCGGCGCCCGAUGCGCCACCUCGUCGCGGCGGCGAAACCAUCCCGGCGGCGGCAUUUCUUCUUCUCCUUAUCCCCCUACUACCAACUCUCCACCACGACCACCAGCGGCACCAAUUCCUCCCAUCUCUGCUCCUUCUACGACCCCGCGGCGCAGUUCCUCCCCCCCGGCUCUCCCCGGCACCUCUCCCUCCCCACCUCCCUCCGCCGCGACUCUCUCCUCGACCUCGCGCGCAUCCUCAAGUCCUCCCUGCAAUGCCACCUAGCUCUCCGCACCCUCACCUCCCAGACCCCCCCGCUCCAUGCCCGCUUCGCCGCUGCCUCCCGUCUCGCCAUCUUGUCCCCGGCGCUGCGCCCCUUCGCAUCCCUCCUCCUCGCCGCCCUCCUACCGGCCGCCUCCCCGCAUCUCCUCGCCUGGUGCGCCUCCCCCGGCGGCGCCCCGUACCCGGCCCUCCGCCUCGCGCUCCACGCCUUUCUCGCCGCCGGCAUGCCGGCUGAGGCGCUCGUCGUGCUCGCACGCAUCCGCAGCGUCGGGAAAACGCCCAGCCUCUCCGCGCUCGCGACGCUGCUGCGCCUGCUGUUCCGCGAGGGCAACGUCCAGGCCGCGUGGAAGGUGUUCGUGGAAAUGACAGCGAUGGGGCCACGGCCGAGCCUCGCCAUCUUCAACGCCAUGAUCCUAGGGUUAUGCCACAUGGGGCUCGUCCCUGUAGCUGCGGGAUUGCUUGGCGUCAUGUGGAGGUUCCAUCUUAUCCCUGAUGCGUGCAGCUAUAACAUCCUGAUCAAGGGACAUUGUGUGUUUGGGCAGGCAGGGGAUGCUUUUGAGCUGUUUGAAAAAAUGCACAAGUCAGGGUGUGAGCCGACUGUUGUGACGUAUAAUAUUUUGGUGAAUGUACGGUGCCGUGAUGGGAAUAUGGUGGAGGCAAGGAGGCUGUUCGAUGAGAUGGUGGCGGUGGGGGUCGAAGCAAAUACAAUCACCUUCAAUGUUUUAAUCGAUGGGUAUGCAAAGACUGGGCAGAUGGAUGAGGCUGAUGCCGCCUACAGAGAGAUGAAGGAGAGGGGAUUGCUGCCAGAUUGCUGCACCUUCAACAUUCUUUCUGCUGGAGCAUACAAGUUUGGAAAGACCGUGCACUUAGCACAUGAGCAGCAGGAGCUGUAUGAAAUGUUUGGUUCACAGAUAUCAGCGGACAAUAUAGAUAUGACGAUCUGUAGGCUUUGUUGGGAUGGACAAUUGGAUGAUGCCCGGCAGCUUGUGUGUUGUGCAAUCGAGCAGGGUGUUCCAGUGAGUGUUGCAGGUUUUAAUGCUUUGAUUGCUGCAUAUAGCAAGGAGGGAUUUGAAGAAGAAGCUCUCGAGUUAUAUAAACUUAUGAAAGAGAUAGGCCUUGCACCCUUAUCCUCCACUUUCAAUUACUUGAUACUGGGUCUAUGCAAUCAAGGAAGACUAGAUGAUGCACAGCUUUUGCUAGAACAUAUGAUUAGUAAGGGAUAUUCUGUUGGUACCUCAUUUACCGUUUACAUGGAUUCAUGCUUCAGGUCUGGUAAUGUAGAAGGUGCCUUGAAAUGCUGGGAUGAUAUGGUGAAAGUUGGCGGGCAGCCUGAUUUUAUCGCUUUCUCAGCAUAUAUCAGUGGCCUUUGCAGAUUAGAUCAUGUAAAUGAGGCUUAUCGGGCAUUUGUCGAGAUGACAAGAAGAGGUCUUGUUCCGAACAAUAUUACUUACAACUCUCUGAUAUCUGCGUUUUGUAGGGUUGGCCAUGUGGCCGAAGCACUGAAACUAGAGCAGAAGAUGAGGCAGAGUGGUCUUGUUCCUGAUGUUUUCACAAGCAACAUUCUGAUUGAUGGUUUUUGCAGAGAAGGAAGGUUGGAUAUGGUGAAUAACCGUUUCUUGGACAUGCGCAGUAGUGGCUUAACUCCUGAUGUAGUGACAUACAAUACAAUUAUUAAUGCAUAUUGCCGGGCCCAGGAUAUGAACGGUGCCAUGAUUUUCAUGAACAAGAUGCUUGCAGAUGGCUGUGAUCCAGAUAUUUUCACAUAUAAUAUUUGGAUUCAUAGCCUCUGCAACAACCAUUCGAUGAAUCGAGCAGCGAGAGUGCUGGAUGAACUUGUCGCUGUUGGUUUCACACCUAAUUCAGUCACAUACAACACACUGAUGGAUGGCAUUUGCAAUGAUGUCCUUGAUCGAGCCAUGAUUCUCACUGGUAAACUGAUUAAGAUGGCUUUUCAACCCAACACCAUCACAGUUAAUGUUUUCUUUUCUCAUUUCUGUAAGCAAGGUCUUGGAAGGCGAGCCCUUGUGUGGGCUGAGAAGCUCAGAGAAGAUUCUGUUGCUUUUGAUGACGCUACAAUGAAUAUACUUGACUGGGCUUCCAAGGAGAUGGAGGAUGACCUCCAGGGUAGAGUUGCUGAUAUCGACAAAUGCAUGUUUCUUGAGUUCUUAAUGCUCAUAACGUACAACACUAUGAGCAAUAAUAGAUCCCCAAAGUUUAGACAUGUGCCUGUCGAGACAGUUAUUGAUCCUGCCGGCAGCAAUACAACCAAAGUUUUAGAUACUGGGUAAUAGCCAAAUUUCAUAAGCACAUGACUACUUGAAAACAUUAGCCACACGAUCAAAGUUUUUGGUGUCGAUGAGGGACGUUGGCAUGACACAAUGGUCGCCAGCCUGGAGGAGGCAAGCAAGCAGAUAUCAAUUAGCCGGCCAGACAAAAGAGAGUAGGAGGAGAAGGAAGAAGAAGACGAGACUCAUUGGUCAGGGCGUGUGAUCGACGGGGUCCUGUGCCAACGGGCACCAUCUGCUGCUGCAAGCACUGCGACUCCGACCUUGCCUAUGCCCAGCGCAUUGUCUCCAAGAUGUUCCGCUGCAAGCAUGGCAAGGCCUACCUCUUCAACAAGGUGUAAGUAAUUAGAUCACAGCGCCCUGCCUCAAUCUUCAUCUUGUUAUGUGUGCCCUGUUCUCUGUGACACAGAUGCUACUGCAUUAUUAUUUAGAAUAGUUGUGCUCUGUUCUCUCUGCUAUAUGUGCCCAUGGUCAUCAAGCAAUUGCAAUUUCUAGUGUUUUGGGCUGCUGUUAUGGUCUGUGAUGCAAAUAUACAAUGCUAGAUAUGAAAAUAUAUGAUAUGGUCAUAGCUGAAUGCUCAGUUUAUUGUACACUGUCAGAAAUAUUCUUGGUAAAAUCAGUUUUGCAGCACUUCACUGAGAGUAGAUUGUGUUCCUCAGUCCAUGUUUGCUCUGCAAUCUUUGAUCUAAGAUUCUGAUUCAAAAUGAUUGUAUCUUCAUUUUUUUCUGACAAGUUUGCCUUCUCAUCGCUGGAUCAAGGUCAUUUCAGGUUCAUCAGGCUGCCCGUGUCCAUCUACCACCCAAGCCAUGUCGCGGAGCAACGGAGAUACUCCACAUGAUCUGCUUCAGCUGCCUCCAGUUCAAGAAUAACCUGGAUUUUCUCAGAAAGAUGUAUUAUGAGCUGAAAUUUGAAAGUGACACUAGCAUAACUUGGAUUUUCCCAGAAAGAUGCAUGAUCCAUUUUGAAAACAACAGGUGUAACUACAAUAGCAAUCAUCUAAACAAAAAGCAUAUGCCAUGCUUUGUUUAACACACAUAGUUCAGUAGCCUAGACAUUUGUGAUGCAAAAAUACCACCACAUUACCCAAACCCUCAAACAGUAUAAAGCUCCACUCAAAGUCCAAGGUUAAUUUAAGACUGUUAAUUAAGCUAUCGAUGGCUGGUGUUUAUUUUAGUCGUAGGUUUCUGAGGAGGAUGGCAUAUGUACAGUAUAAGCACUAAUUAAUUACUCCCUCCGUCCAGAAAUACUUGUCCUCGAAAUGGUUGUAGGACAAGUAUUUCCGGACGGAGGGAGUAUAUAUUUUGCCGUAUGUGAUGGUCUGGCCAUCGGGCCGUGGCCGAGUGUAGAGCAGGUCACCCAGCCAAUUAUUCGGUGUUUGGAUCUGUGGUGGUGGUCUUCUGUCCACCACAAUCUUGUUAUUGUGAUAAUCUUUUUUGCUGCUGAAAUAUGUCACAAUAUUUGUGCUUUGCAAGAUUCUGUGGCUACUAUGUUGUGCUGCCUAUAUGCAUGAUUCUGUUCUGCCUUUCAUGAAUAUGUUUGAGUUAUGACAUAUAUCAUUCUUUUGGCAUUAUGCUACCCGUGGUUAGUUAAAAGAGCUACAAAUUGUCUUUUCCUUAGGUUGGAUAAUUUUGAUUGAUUAGUGUGUGCUUUAGCAUGUACAGCCAUGGCUGCUGAGAGCACCUCAUGUAUUUUAUAUAGAUGUUCAUUAAAGCUAUUACCCGCAUCUUCUGAUUAUUCACUGUAAUUGACAUCUCCACUGUAUUUGUGAAUAUAUGAAUCCAGUUUGUAAGAGUAAUCUUAACGAGUUUUUGUUUUGCUGCUGUUUAGAAGCCUGUUUGUUUUAUUCAUGUAUGUACUUUGGAUCCAUGUAUCUCAUGUAUUAGCAAUUUGGAAGUUGUGGAUAUUUUGGCCCUUGAACAGUGGACAUCUUGGCUUGUGAACAACACUAGGUAAACAACAUGCGGUUUUUGUAAGAGCACACUAUGUUAAUUAUAGCCUGCUGCACAGAAUGGCAAAAACAACUGUAUCUUAUAUUUCUUUGUUACAGGCAUGUAAACCCAACCUUAUCCACAAUGGCAUUCUUUGAGAUUUUUGAUUUGAUUAGUUUCUCCUCUUGAUUGUAGGCCAAUGCCUAGGCUCUGCUGCUGCCUAUAGGAAUUUUGGUCGCUUUCGUCUUUCUUGGUGAGUUCAACAACAAUGAGUUUCGGUGGACUGCCCCCUCAACUACUUCAGCUUCUGCACUACAGGGCGAUGACAGCCUCAUGACUGUGGUGGUCGCCUGUUCCUUGGUUCUGGCUUAGGGAACUUGAUACACUCAAGGGCAACGUGGAGUCGGUUGUCAAGCUGAAGGGGCUUGGCAUUGAGAACAUCCAGCAGUCCGUACAGUUUGAUGAUCUGGGCUCCCAUGACUACCUCCUCGGCUACAACUACUUAGGCGAGUCCCUUGUCUUUCUUUCCUCCUCUGUCUGCUAUGGGAACUACUCCCUCCGUCCCAUAAUAUAAGAGCGUUUUUGACACUACACUAGUGUCAAAAACGCUCUUAUGUUAUGGGACGGAGGGAGUAGCUUUCAUGCUAUGGCCAUGCUGUGCUCUGCUCUCGCCAUCGAGUCGAUGAUGUAGUGCACGUGCUCUUUGGCGCUGUUCUCUGGCCUAUGGUGCUAUGUUACUGUUGACAUGUUCAGGCUUAGUGAUAUGCUCUCUAUUAAGGACCAUGGAUUUGGUGUGUGAAUGGUUAGGCUCUGAUUAACUGGA
Messenger RNA from Triticum aestivum (bread wheat), 5336 nucleotides. RefSeq names its product pentatricopeptide repeat-containing protein At3g22470, mitochondrial. NCBI's taxonomy places the organism in Eukaryota, Viridiplantae, Streptophyta, Magnoliopsida, Poales, Poaceae. The record is from RefSeq and is a predicted model, not a curated record. Gene Ontology annotation, molecular function: protein binding. The transcript is spliced from 3 exons. The coding region runs from base 51 to 2588 and encodes 845 amino acids.